This is a messenger RNA of Phyllotreta striolata, 1585 nucleotides long. The record is from the annotation of a GenBank genome assembly. NCBI's taxonomy places the organism in Eukaryota, Metazoa, Arthropoda, Insecta, Coleoptera, Chrysomelidae.
CGAUGAAGUAGUUAAAUAUUUCCGUUCUUGUUAGUCAUAUAAAGUAUAAAUCCUCCACAGCCAUGUCCGAUCCAGAAGAUGAGGACGAAAUCGAAAUAAACUUCGACGAUCUCGCUGAAGCGAUACGAAAGGACUUCAUGACGACUGCUAGAGAAACGAGGCAAAUAACCGAAAAUGUUAAACAAGAUUUAAACAGAUUUGUUCAGUCGAAGAGCCAGACAUUGGCCCAAGGUUUCGACAUCGAGAAUACUGAUAGACGGCAGACUGCUACUGGAGCAGACAUUAUAACUGUAAGCAUAAAUAAGAUGCACCACAAAGCUGCUCAAGAUUUCGAAGCAAUUAGACUGUUCGACGAAUAUAUGGUUCACGAAAAGUCUCGCUUUUUGAGAGAACAAUUCUUCAAUCAAAUUAUCAACGAUUUCCCCGAAAAAUUUUAUACUGAUUUUAACAACAUGGAAGAGUUAACCGAAGCGAAGAUCGAUCGCUUGAAAAAACACCUUCAUCUGGAAGAUGCAAAUGAAUUUGAUACGCUAAGGCUCCGAAUCCUCAACGACUUGGAUAAAAUGAACGAAUUAAUGCAGAAAGAAAUUGACGAUAUCAAACUUAAAUUGAUGCAUUUUGCUAAUAGCAUUGAAGAUGCAGUGCCUGAUGCAAGUGAACUUACAAACGCGUCAGACCUACAUUUAAACGUGAACUUGCUUCCUUCGUCCGAUAAAAUUACGGAUGAUAUUUGGCAUGUUAAAACAACGGCAGAUGAAAAGUCGGAGAGGAUGAAAAAUAACAUUAGCAGUUUUUUAGACAAUUUUCAAGACGCCAUUUCAGAUAACGAUUUCACUGCAAAUGGCUUCAACACAGCUCUUCCUGACAUAACAGAAGCAAUUUCCGUGCAAUCAGAGGUGUUCGGCGAGAGAAGCGAAAAGUUAAAAACCACUUGGCAAUUUCUCGGUGAUAUUACCGCAAAUUUUAGCGAAGAUAUUAGAUCGAAACGAGCGGAAAUGAGUGGACAAGUGGAGGAAGUUUCGAAAGAUAUCUUGGAAACUCUAAAUACUAUCAAAGAAAAAGUCGGCAGCAACAAAAUUGAACCGAUAGAAGUCCCUGAUUUAAACAUUAACAUCGAUAUUAACAUGCAGGAUCAGAUAGCGGAGAUACAGGAAGAAGUGCAAAGUUUGAAACAGAAGCUCGAAUCCACUCUUAAAAGUAUAAAGUUGGAUACUCCAAAAAGCGAUCUGGAUUCGAAAGAAAUAAGCGCGGUGUUGAGAGACCUAAAGGAAAAGGUAACGAGCACUUACAGGGAAACGGAAACCAACAUGAACCAUGAUAUAGAUAGGCUCAAAUCGAAAAUCUCAGAUCCUGAGACGAAUCCAAUAUUUUCUAUGUCGUUUGACGAGGUAAAAACACACUGUCAUAAGAAGUUUAAUGAAAUUGAGAAGCAAAUGAGGGAGAAAAACAUAGAAAUUAAAAAGAUGAUUUUGAAAAAACUGGAGGAAUUUUCAGAUAUUUAUCCAAUCGGACAAAUGUAGCUAUCGAAACCAAGCUUUAGGUAUAGGAUUAAUACUUUGUAUGACUAAUAUGCUAAGAAAUAAAC